Psammomys obesus (fat sand rat) is the source of this 381-nucleotide messenger RNA. Its product is annotated as phosphorylase b kinase regulatory subunit alpha, skeletal muscle isoform-like. NCBI's taxonomy places the organism in Eukaryota, Metazoa, Chordata, Mammalia, Rodentia, Muridae. The record is from RefSeq and is a predicted model, not a curated record. Gene Ontology annotation, biological process: glycogen metabolic process. The annotation marks the transcript as partial. Gene Ontology annotation, molecular function: calmodulin binding. Gene Ontology annotation, cellular component: phosphorylase kinase complex. The transcript has 4 exons.
GACUUUGGGAUAUGGGAGCGUGGAGACAAGACCAACCAAGGGAUCUCAGAAUUGAAUGCGAGUUCAGUGGGAAUGGCCAAGGCAGCCCUGGAAGUACUAGAUGAAUUAGAUUUGUUUGGUGUGAAAGGUGGGCCGCAAUCAGUUAUCCAUGUCCUGGCUGAUGAAGUGCAACACUGCCAGUCGAUCUUAAAUUCCCUACUGCCCCGGGCUUCAACAUCCAAGGAAGUUGAUGCCAGUUUGCUCUCAGUGAUCUCUUUCCCAGCCUUUGCUGUAGAGGACAACCAUUUGGUGGAGCUCACCAAACAGGAGAUCAUUACCAAACUUCAGGGUCGUUAUGGUUGCUGUCGUUUUCUACGAGAUGGAUAUAAAACUCCCAAAGAG